AUGCUCAACGGCCGCGCCCAGGGGCGGCGCGCCAACACGACGCCGACGAAGCAGAAGAACGGCCACGGCGACAGCCACGCCUUCAUGAGCCAGCUCCGCGACCACGUCCGGCGCCACGGCCCUCUACUAGGCUCCCGGAGUGACGACUUUUUCAAGCAGUUGCCCGACGACGUCCACCACCCGAGACCUUUAAAGAGGCACAUCCAGCAGCAGGCGGCGUCGUACGGCAUGAGGUUUGAAGAUAGGCAACCUCCGGACGGGUGGGUCGUAGAAUUAGUGCCCGACGGCCGACAGUCAUCAGACGAGCAGACCAUCUGCACGGCGCUGGCGGCGUGGAUCCUGUCGCGGAACGACAAGCGCAUGCGGUCCGGCGAGAUCGAUCAAUUCUACAUCCAGCACAAGUCCCUGCCGCGGAAGAAAGGCGUCUCCUGGUUGAAUGAUGAUUUACUGGAAAAAUACGGCUUGCGAAGGCACAUCCCCAAGGGCGACAAGUCCUUCUUCUACAUCGAGGCCAUACCCAAGAGCGUGACGCCGAAGCCUUUGAAUUCUCCGUGGUCCUUAGUCGCUGCGGGCGCCAAGACCGAGCCGCCCCUCGGGAGCGAUCCGGUCUACGACCCCACGUCGGCGCGGCGGCCCAUCGGCGCCAUCGGCGCGCCGCGCAUCGACCACGAGGCGGAACGGAGAGAGGCGUUUUUGGCGGAACAGCGGCGGCUGCAGGCCCAAGCGCAAGCGGAGCGGGAAUUGUUGCUCCAGAGAGAACGGGAGGAGGCCGAACGACGUCGAGUGGCCCAGGCCCAGUCCGAGGAGGCGUCGCUGGCGCUGGCGCGGCGCCUCAUGGCCGAAGAUGCCGCGGCUCUCGGCCAGCGCGCCGAGCCCGAGUUCCAGUCCGUGAGUUCGCAGCCGAAGCAGCGUUCGGCGCGGCAGGAGGAGGCCUCGGCGUCGUCGUCGGCGUUUGAUCCAGUCCCGUCAGUGCACGUCGCGCGGCGGCGGACGGACGCGUUUGUCUCUUCACAUGGUGUGGACGCGUCGGCCUGUGCUGCUCUCAGAGCGCUACCGCCGCUGGAGCAGGUCCGGCUCGUACGGCGCCUCGAGAAGGGCCGAUCCGCGGACGGGUUCCAGAAUUGGAGUGCGCUCGUACUCAGCGCCACCAAAAAGCGCGACAACUUCGCGGCGCUGGCGAAGGAGCUGAAGACGCUCGAGCCGGCGCUUUGUAGGGUCGCCGAUCGCUACGCGCUGACUUCGCAGACCGUCCACGCGCUCUCGCAACUCGCGAAACACGAUCAAACGAAGAUCGGCCACCGCCUCGACGAGCCGGGCUACGUCGACAACGUGGCCAAUGUGGAGGGCUUCGUGGCGCGGUGUUUCAGACAACGGGACGUCGUGCGAGCUUUGCUGCGGGAGGAUAGACACGGGAGGUGUCUCGAGCCCGAACUCACCGUCGCCAUCCGAGCCUUAGCUGUUGAGUUAGAUGAACGAUGCGUGCGCAAGCUACGCGCUUUACCCUCAAACAAGCAGCGGCACGCGGCCGCCUGUCUCGAGGUGAUCGACUUCGCGGGCAUCGCGAACGCGUCCGGUUUUGUUUCUGCGGCCGUGGACAAGGGCACGCUCUUCGAGCGCGCGCCGGAGCCGCCGGAGAAGCCCGUUGUGGCGCCGCCGCCGCCACCGAAACCUGCACAGCAACCGAAGGCGUGGGCGGCGCCCGCGCCGGCGCCGGAGCCGCCCAUCAUCCAGAAGGCGCCGGGGCCGGCCUGGGGCGCCGUCGGCCGCGCUCCUGGCGCGGACCGCGCGCCGCCGCCGGAACCGCCGCCGGCGCGCGCGCCGCCAGCAAUGGCGCCGCCGCCGGCGCGCGCGGCGCCCGGCCCGCCCGCGCCUGUCGGCCCGCCGGGCGCGGGUCGGCCGGCGCCCGUCGGCGCUCCCGGUGCGCCGCCGGCGCCCGCGCGCGCGCCGGGCGCCGCCUGGGGCGCCGUCGGGCCGCCGCCGCCGCCGCGCCGGCCCGAGCCGGACCCGCGGAUUGCGCCGCCCGCCUGGGGCGCGCCGGAGCCGCCGCCGGCCUGGGGCUCGAACGGCCCGCCGCCGCCGCCGCCGCAACAAUCGAAGGCGCCGGGCUUCGACCGCGCCAUCGGCGGCGGCAACGCGUUCGCGUCGGCCUGGGAGCCGGGUCGAUUGGUCCAGACGCCCCGCUCUCCACCGCGGGACCUGGCGCCGCCGGGCCUGCCGCGGUCGCCGAUCUCGCCGCCCCUCCAGCCGCGGGCGUCUCCGAUGUCGUCGCCGCUGGGCGCGCCGCCGCCGGGCCUGCACGGCGACGACUACAUCCCGCCCAAUCUAGUUGAUGUGCCGCGGCCGUCGGACGCCAUACCGGAAGGGUUGGUCGACGUCCAGCGGCGGUCGAACUGCGCGUUGGACGCGAUUGUCGCGGUGUUAUGUCGCUGCCCGACGUUCGUAAGAGCCGCCGGGCGGCCCUCACAAGGCGACUCGCGGGCGUUGCGCGCGCUCGACGCCUCGCUCCAAGCGGCGGAGCGGGGCGCGAACUCCGACGCUGCUGUCGACGCGCUGCGGGAGGCCUUGGCUUCCAGUGGUGACGACACCGUCAUCCGCGCCGAGCUCAAGACGCGGGGCGCGCAUUUAGAUGUCGCCGAGGUCCUCGGCGAGGUGGUGAACGUCGCGCGGCCGUCGGCUCAACAAGCGCUGCGGACGCGGGGCCGCGUGUCGCAACAGGCGUGUCGCCGGUGCGGGCACUUCAACGACGACUUCGUUGAUGACGUGGAGCUGAACGAGCUCGCGCGGUCGGCGCCGGCCGCCGCUCUCGUCCAUGCGGCCGAGACCAACGGGAGUCUGGAGCGCGUGUAUCUGGAGGCGCACGCGCACGCGCCGAAGACGUGCGACAAGUGCCGCGCGCCGCAAGCGUGUGAUGUGGACGUACUCCUAGAGCAGUCCGCGCGCGCUUUGGUGCUCAGCGUGGGCUGGCCGUCGUCGAACGUCUCGUCGGACGACGUGCUGGCGUUACUAGCCUUCGUCGGGCGCUCCGGCGCGCGCGACUGCGGCCGCGCGGGCGCCAUCUGGCCGGACCGCGUCUUCGCCGCCGCGGGGAACAACGCGCGGCCCCUCGACCUGCUGGCCGUCGUUGUCUUCCAGAACGCGCACUACACGGCGUUCGUGCGGUCGCCCGACGGCGCCGACGCGUGGACGCACCACGACCGCCAGGCGCGCAUCCACGUCGGCGCCUGGACGGACGUGGUCCGGCGCUGCGCGACGGCGACGUCGCCGAUGCUGCCGUACCUCCUCGUCUACGAUGAGCUCGUCGCCGCCGACCCGACGGCCAUCUUCGACUCGCUCCGGAUCUGAUAGCUAGUGUAUAUCCUCGGGCGCGCUGUAGUUUGCGUUCUUCUUACCGGUCGG
Messenger RNA from Pelagomonas calceolata, 3396 nucleotides. NCBI's taxonomy places the organism in Eukaryota, Pelagophyceae, Pelagomonadales, Pelagomonadaceae. The record is from the annotation of a GenBank genome assembly.